AUGUUGAUCGAAACCCUCGAAGUAUAUAUUUCAAUAUCAUCGACAAAUUUGCCUCCAAACGUGCCCGAUCGAAAACUGAACGCCUUGCGCCCCUCAAGCAACGAACCGAUGGUGACAAAUGAUCAACCACCAAAGAACACGUCUUCUCAGCUCUCACCGCAAUCGGAAACAAUUAUUGAUGGUUACGCAAUACAAUGGCCAAAAUUUCAAAAUCGAAAUGCACUAUUUCAAGGUAGUUUAACAAAAGGAAUUGAAUAG
Messenger RNA from Didymodactylos carnosus, 258 nucleotides. The record is from the annotation of a GenBank genome assembly. Lineage: Eukaryota; Metazoa; Rotifera; Eurotatoria; Philodinida; Philodinidae.